Messenger RNA from Oryzias melastigma (Indian medaka), 426 nucleotides. Its product is annotated as small integral membrane protein 29-like. The record is from RefSeq and is a predicted model, not a curated record. The transcript is spliced from 4 exons. The coding region runs from base 27 to 335 and encodes 102 amino acids. Lineage: Eukaryota; Metazoa; Chordata; Actinopteri; Beloniformes; Adrianichthyidae.
CUCCAUGAAAGCAGGCACUGGUCGGGAUGGAGGUGAACAGGAACGACACAACUGCCUUCAAGCCCCCUGUAGACCAAACACAUGGAUUUCCUGGUUACUACGCCCUCAUUCCACUCGUCCUCUUAACCCUGAUUGGAUCCAUCCUGGCAGCGGUUUUUUAUAUCAGAAAGAAAUCAAGAUUAGAGGAGCUGCGCCACCGGCUGAUUCCUCUGUACAGCUACGACCCUGCAGAGGAGCAGGAGGAGUGGGGCGAUGCUGGCAGGGAGGAUGAGGAGGCUGAGCUGACAGAACCCUUGUGCAAAUCCUCACAGCUCACCUUCACCAACAGAAAAUGACCAGAAAGUCUAUUUACAAGCUAAAACCUUCAUUUAUGUAAAGUGGCUUCAUGUUCAGACACCAGAUGGCACUGCUAGUCCACUUUUUGUU